Messenger RNA from Ictalurus punctatus (channel catfish), 2544 nucleotides. RefSeq names its product methyltransferase 13, eEF1A lysine and N-terminal methyltransferase (gene mettl13). The coding region runs from base 282 to 2381 and encodes 699 amino acids. The record is from RefSeq and is a predicted model, not a curated record. NCBI's taxonomy places the organism in Eukaryota, Metazoa, Chordata, Actinopteri, Siluriformes, Ictaluridae. The transcript has 8 exons.
UUCCAAAACAUGUGGGAAACGACUUCAACUCGUGUUUAUGAAUUAGACUGCGAAGAAAAUAAUAAUAAAACCAUAUAUAUAAGCAACAUUAUAGUUCGGAGCUCAAGAGAAUAAUUGUAUUAAAUCCGCAGCGUUUAUAACGUUAUGCUACGGUAUCUGUGUGCUAUAGUUUCGAGUAGCUUAUGUACUGCAUGUUAAAGGCUGCUGGUGAUCAACAUUUAAACAAAUAAAUAAAAAUCGAGAACGUGAUUUUUUGACCCAGCCACGAUUUAAAAGAGGACAUGAGUCUGUUGCCCAGAACAGCGGAAGAGUUCAGCUCUGCAGAUUAUUGGGAACGAUUUUUCCGCAAACGGGGAGAAAAAGCUUUUGAGUGGUAUGGGGACUACAACUCACUGUGUGGCGUCCUGCACAAAUACAUCAAACCCCGUGAGAAGGUUUUAGUGGUUGGCUGUGGGAACUCGGAGCUAAGUGAGCAGCUUUACGAUGUAGGCUACCGCCAGUUAACCAACAUCGACAUUAGUGAGACAGUUGUUGCUCAUAUGAACCAGAGAAACGUUCAGCGUCGUCCCGACCUCACCUUCCUUCAGGUAGAUGCCACUGAGACGGGUUAUGAAAACGGAAGCUUCCAGGCUGCUCUGGACAAGGGAACUCUAGAUGCCAUGGCCUCGGAGGAGGAGGGCGUCGUGGCGAGUAAAAUGCUGGCUGAGGUGGGCCGAGUUCUGGCUGUGGGCGGCCGCUAUGUCUGUGUGACUCUCGCCCAGGAGCACGUGAUAAAGCUGGCAGUAGAGCAUUUUGCUGAAGCUGGCUUUGCCAUACGUAUCCACUGCCUGAGCCAGCAGAACCCGGACUUGGAUUCGUCCUCAUUCGCUCUUCCUGUAUUCGUUCUCAUCUGCACCAAGUUCCGCCAGCCACCUCCAUUCAAAGUGCUGGAGAUGUGCCAGGGGGAGGACGGCGCCCCGUGUAGGCUGGUGUCGGUUCCUGAGCUAUUAGCUGCAGUAAAGGAACGGCAGGCGUAUGCACUCAUGAUCCAGAAGCUCAGGGGUGCCACAGACACUGCUAGCACGCCCUCCCUCACACUGUGCCAUGCAGCCACGGGCUGUCCCCGAUACACACUGACGGUGCAGGACGGUCCGCCUUCUGCCAAAGUUCCCCGUACCAACCACUUUGCUAUCUUUAUUGUUCCUCAGGGUCGAGAAUCCGAUUGGUUGUACGGUUCUGCCGAGGGUCGCACUCAGCUAGCCGCAAGCGCAAACUUCCGCCGACUGAUCAUUGUUGCAAUGCAUCGAGACCAGGACUAUAAAGACAUGCAAGCAGUCCAGUCCGAGCUCUCUCCCAUGGUGAUGGAACUGGCUCCUCCUGGCAUGCCAGCCAAUCAGCAGGUCCCAUUCUUGUCUGUAGGAGGUGACCUGGGCUGGAGGGAGGUGGUGGGCCGAGGCGUCAGUGGCCUAACCGGCGAGUACUCUGUUGAAGAUGUCCGUGGAGAGGAUGGUCAUGUCUACCGUAGACUGAUCUUCAUGAACAACACUCAGCUGGUGCAGUCUGAAAGCCGCCUGCGAUCCGCGGCUACAAUUGGUUCUGCUCAGAAAAAGAAGAGCAAGAAAAAAUCUAAACGCCCUUCUGUGGAAACUCCAGCUUCAGCUCACAAAAAUCAUACCGUAGAUCGAGGAUUUCUCUGUUGUACUCAUCACGAGGUGAUGAUCGCAGGCUUUGCCAUGCUAGGAAAGGAGGCCCUCGGUAAUAAAGAUGGUCAGGUAUCAGUGUUCGUAGUGGGGCUGGGUGGUGGAGGGCUGCCCCAGUUCAUACGGGACUUUGUGCCUGGUGCGUGGGUGGAGGUUGUGGAACUAGACCCGGCCGUACUAGAGGUAGCAAAGACCUGGUUCGGGUUCCAGACUGACGACAGACUGAAGGUAAUACUGGGAGACGGUCUAGAACACAUCAGCAUGCUGGAGAGCAAGGGAGGACAUUCCUAUGAUGUCAUCAUGUUCGAUGUUGACAGCAAGGACCGCUCCCUGGGAAUGAGCUGCCCUCCUCCUGCCUUUGUAGAAACAUCCCUAUUAGAGAAAGUCUGCAAGUUGUUAACUCCUCGAGGAGUGUUUAUGUUAAACUUGGUGUGUCGUGACUCAGCUCUGAGGCAGUCGGUGUUGGAGCGUUUGCAGGCCGUGUUCCCGAGUGUGCUUUCUCGCCCUAUUGAGGGUGAAGUGAACGAGGUGCUGCUGUGUUCCCGGGGUGGAGGUGAACAAGACAAGCUAAACACCAUCCCAAAGGAGCUGCAGCAGGCUGCCGAAAACCUACAGGGGACGCUGCGGAGCCACAGUCAGAAUGCUCCCUUUAACCCACAAAUAGACAUUACUGUAAUGCUGAAAGACCUGCGAGUAGCUUGAACUGUCUGUCCGGACGUGCGUCAGAAAUGAGGCACACAAGUACCCAGUUUAAUAUAGCUAUAAUUCUUUUAAAUAUUUAAGUCCGCUUGCUUUAAAAGCAAAAGCACACUAUUCUUGGUUGUCAGAAUUAUGUCAGAACAUUGUCAACAACAUUGAUUCGUUA